AUUGAAAUGAUUUGAUGUGACUGAUUCGACAUUAUCCUUUCACUCAGGCAAACGUACUUAUCUCCAUGUGCUUACCCCACAAUUUAUCGAUAAGAAAGUCUCAUGAAUUUCCCCUCCAAUUUUUUUCUGCCCAUUUCCUCCACCCUUCCGCACGACAUACUCAACACCCUCGUUAUCCAAAAUGAAGAUCGAAGAAAUGUCCGACGAUACGCCUACAUCUACACCCGCUCCAAUAGCAGGCGAAGACUUUGACCUUCUAGCCCAAGCCAUGUCCUCCGCCUUCCCCGGCUUUGCUCCCUCUAACCCCUCCGACCCCUCCUCCACAACCCCUUCUCUUCCUCCUUCCCUCGCCUCCCUCCGCGAUAAAUCCGGCCCUGAGAUUCUCAAAUCCCUAAACUCUACUCCGUUAUUCAUGACCGAACUAGAAGAAAACAACGAAUUAGAAGCUUUCAAAGCAUUAGCCUACGAAGGUACACCUCUAGAAGUCGCGACAAAUUUCAAAGAGCAGGGGAAUGAUAGUUUUAAGGAGAAGAGAUUGGUGGAUGCGAAGGAGUUUUAUACUAAGGGAGUGAAUAUUUUGUUGGCUGAGGUUAGAAGGAGGCAGAGAGGGGAAAAGAGGGACGGGGAUGUGCCUGAGGAGAGGGAGGAUGAGGUGGUUGAGGAGAUUAAAGUGUUAGAGGUGCUGCUUGUGAAUCGGGCCAUGGCUCAUUUGGGAUUGAAGAAUUAUAGGAGUUGUAUCUUGGAUUGUGGGGCGGUGUUGAGGAUCAAUAAUAAGAAUACCAAGGCAUUAUAUAGGAGUGCGAAGGCGUUGUUGGCGUUGGGGAGGAUAAAGGAGGCGGAUCAUGCGCGAGGGGCUAGAAAUAGUGGGGGAUGAUAAGGCAUUGCUAGCUUUGGCUGGAGAGAUUUUAAAGAAGAAUGAGGAGAUUGAGGCGAAAAGGAAAAAGGAAGUUGAGAGAUUGGUGAGGGAGAAAAAUGAAGAGAGCAUAUUAAAGACAUCGUUGGCGGCCAGGGAAAUCACGUUACGAAUGACGGAUAAACCGCCAGAAAUGGAGGAUGCGAAAAUCGAACUAGUCCCCGAUGCAUUGGAUCCGAUCAAUUCAACAUUAUCAUUCCCAGUUCUUUUACUAUACCCUCUUGCAGCAGAAUCGGACUUUAUAAAGUCAUUUAAUGAGAUGGAUACUGUGGGACAACAUCUGGAAUAUAUAUUACCGUUACCGUGGGAUGUUAAAGGAGAAUAUAGAGAUGGAAAGGUGGUGGAGUGUUAUGUGGAGAAGAAAAAGGGCUCGCUGAUUAAGGUGGGAAGAAAAGUUACUCUGUUGAAGGUUUUGAGUGGUGGGGAAGUGGUGGAUGGGGUUGUGAGUAUAUAUGUGGUACCGAAGCAGAAGGCAGCUGGAUGGAUAGAAGAGUGGAAAAGGAAAAAUGUAACAGCGAAGUAAAUGAGAUCUUAAGAUUACAUGAUACACUGCAAUUGACUUGAAACCCUAAGACUCCAUUUCAUAUGCGAGGACUCAAUGAGAGGAUAUACAUACGUAUACAGUCAUCUACUUCAUAGAUAAAUCUUCACGAGCCUCACAAACCUUCAAUCACUCCAAAGAUAAACAAGC
Sclerotinia trifoliorum is the source of this 1604-nucleotide messenger RNA. The record is from the annotation of a GenBank genome assembly. NCBI's taxonomy places the organism in Eukaryota, Fungi, Ascomycota, Leotiomycetes, Helotiales, Sclerotiniaceae.